AUGACAAACAACAAAACACUAUGUUUUCAAUGUAAUAAAGAUAAAAUAACAUAUCCCUGUGAAGGAUGUUCAAAAUACUUUUGUUUAACGGAUUUAACAGAACAUCGUCAAAUAUUAAAUGAAGAACUAAGUUAUGUUAUUAAUGAUUACGAUCAAUUUAAAGAAAAAAUUAAUGAACAAAAACAAAAUCCACAAAAUCAUUUAUUAAUAAAACAAAUUAAUCUAUGGGAAAUAAAAUCAAUUGAGAAAAUUCAACAAAAAGCACAAGAGUACAGAGAAUUGCUCAUUAAAUCAUCACAGACAUGUAUUAAUGAUAUUGAAAUGAAACUUAAUGAUUUGCGUGAAAAAAUAACACAAUUUCAAAAAGAAGACGAAUUUCAUGAAAUUAACUUAGAUUAUUUGAGAACUCAAUUAAUAGAAAUUGCAAAAGAAUUCAAUAAUCCAUCAAAUAUGUCUAUUCAACAAAAUUCACGAUCAUUAAUUAAUGAUAUUUCAAUUAUUUCAUCAAAAAAACCAAACUUCAACAAUUGGAAACAAAAUGCCAUUACUGUGGCUGGUGGAAAUGGAUAUGGAGAGAAAUUAAAUCAACUGUAUGCCCCAGAAAGAAUUUUUAUUGAUAAAAAGAAAAAUAUUUUCAUUGCUGAUUAUGCAAAUCAUCGUAUUGUUGAAUGGAAACAUAAUGCAAAAGAAGGACAAAUUAUUGCAGGUGGAAAUGGCGAAGGAAAUCGAAUGGAUCAAUUGGAUCGACCAGCAGAUGUGAUUGUUAAUCAACAAAAUCAUUCGAUCAUCAUUGCUGAUCAAGGGAACAAACGAGUGAUCCAAUGGAUGAAUCAAAAGCAACAAAUCCUAAUUGACAAUAUUGACUGUUAUGGCUUGGCAAUGGAUAAACAUCGAUUUCUUUAUGUCUCUGAUCUUGCGAAGAAUGCAGUGAAACGAUGGAAAAUGGGUGAAUACAACAACGAAGGAAUUAUAGUGGCAGGUGGAAGUGGUGAAGGAGAUGAAUUCAAUCAAUUGAAUUGUCCUAGUUUUAUCUUUGUUGAUGAGGAUCAAUCUGUUUAUGUAUCAGACCAUGAGAAUCAUCGUGUAAUGAAAUGGGAAAAAGAUGCAAAAGAAGGAAUAGUUGUGGCUGGAGGAAAUGGUAAAGGAGGAAAUCUGAAUCAAUUGUCUUCACCUCAAGGAGUAAUUGUCGAUCAUUUAGGUCAAAUCUAUGUGGCAGAUAGUGGAAAUCAUCGAGUAAUGCGUUGGUGUGAAGAAAUAGAAGAAGGUGAAGUUGUUGUUGGUGGAAAUGGUCACGGAAGUCAAUCAAAUCAAUUGUUCGGUCCUCAUGAUUUAUCUUUUGAUGAUGAAGGCAAUCUUUAUGUUGCUGAUUAUUCGAAUCAUCGAAUUCAAAAAUUUGAAAUAAUUUUGUAA
This is a messenger RNA of Adineta steineri, 1410 nucleotides long. Lineage: Eukaryota; Metazoa; Rotifera; Eurotatoria; Adinetida; Adinetidae. The record is from the annotation of a GenBank genome assembly.